AUGGAUAUGGUGAACAGCUCAGUGGUAUCUGAAUUCGUUUUGUUAGGACUCACCGACAAUUGGGAACUUGAAAUUUUCUUUCUUUUCCUAUUUUUGUUGGCCUACUCAGCAAUUAUGGCAGGAAACCUUCUCAUUGUGGUCACGGUAACCUUUGACUCUCAUCUGUGCUCUACGCCAAUGUACUUCCUCCUUGGAAAUCUCUCCUUUCUGGAUAUGUCUAUUUCCACAAUCACAACCCCUAAGAUGGUUGCAGAUUUUCUCAGGGAAAAUAAAACUAUUUCCUUGUGGGGCUGUAUGGCUCAGAUGUUCUUCCUCCACUUGUUAGGGGGCAGUGAGAUGACUCUUCUCAUUGUUAUGGCUGUUGAUCGAUACAUUGCAAUAUGCAAACCUCUUCACUACACAGCCAUCAUGAAGCGCCGAGUACUUGUGACCUCUGUGCUGCUGUCAUGGGCCGUUGGUUUUGUGCACACAAUGAGCCAGAUGAUUUUUACUAUCACCUUGCCCUUCUGUGGCCCCAAUAUAGUGGAUAAUAUUUUUUGUGACCUUCCCCUAGUUCUAAAGCUUGCCUGCACUGAGACCUAUGUUCUGGAGUUGCUGGUGAUUGCUGACAGCGGAUUGCUGUCCUUCAUCUGCUUCAUACUCUUGCUCAUUUCCUACACUAUCAUUUUGCUAACUGUCCGACAUAGAUCCUCUGAUGGACUCUCCAAGGCUCUGUCCACACUGUCUGCUCAUAUUACUGUGGUGACUCUGUUCUUUGGGCCAUGUAUCUUCAUUUAUAUUUGGCCAUUUAGUAACUUUUCGGUGGAUAAAUUUCUCUCAGUGUUUUAUUCAGUUAUCACACCCUUACUGAACCCCAUUAUUUACACUCUAAGGAAUCAGGAGAUGAAAGCAGCCAUGAGUAGACUGAGAACCCAACACAUAAACACCUGGAAGAAAAAAUAA
Messenger RNA from Manis javanica (Malayan pangolin), 942 nucleotides. Its product is annotated as olfactory receptor 4K13-like. Gene Ontology annotation, molecular function: olfactory receptor activity; G protein-coupled receptor activity. The record is from RefSeq and is a predicted model, not a curated record. Lineage: Eukaryota; Metazoa; Chordata; Mammalia; Pholidota; Manidae. Gene Ontology annotation, biological process: G protein-coupled receptor signaling pathway. Gene Ontology annotation, cellular component: membrane.